UCAGAUUUUGUUUUACAACUUCAUACAUCUGAGGCAGUGUCUUGUGCUGACUUGAUAAAAGUAUGUCGGAGGAGAAGAGCAGAAAGACACUGUUGAAGAAGAAGAAAUAUUAUGAGAACUGCUCUGGCUGUAAGGUUGAUAAGCUCAAAGAAUUAAAACAAGGUUUACCCAUUCGGGAAAUCAUUUCUUUGUGGUUUGUUGCGGUUUGUAAUUCACUGUCAGGAUCAUCACUCGUUCCCUUCCUUUAUUUCAUGAUUGAUGACUUCCUUGUCGCCAGACCGGAGGAAGAUAUUGGCUACUAUGCUGGCUUUGUGGGGUCUUCAUUCAUGAUUGGCAGAGCUUUAACAUAUGUCUUAUGGGGAGUGGUGGCUGACCACUAUGGUCGAAAACCCGUAAUAUUAUCUGGGACCAUCUCAGUGGUUGUUUUGAGCACUCUCUUUGGGCUUAGUAUAAACUUUUGGAUGGCUGUCAUCACAAGAUUUUUUCUUGGGAGUAUGAAUGGUUUACUUGGAACGAUAAUGGCAUAUGCAACUGAAGUUAUGCGUGAAGAACACCAAGCUUUAGGACUGUCAGCUGUGAGUACAGCAUGGGGCAUGGGACUCAUCAUGGGCCCAGCAGUGGGUGGUUGUUUGGCUCAGCCAGCAGAUAAGUAUCCAAACAUAUUCUCUAAAGAAUCUUUAUUUGGGAAGUUUCCAUACUUCUUGCCCUGCUUUGUUAUAUCACUUAUUGCUUUGGGAGUAACUAUGGCUUCUUGCUGGCUUCCGGAGACGUUGCACAUCCAUAAGGAAGACAAUGUAUCAUGUGAUUUCUCAAAUGAUCAAAUGGAAUCUGCAUCCUGUGGGUCUGAUGCGGAUUUUAAAGGACAAGAAGGAAGCAAGAAAACUUCUAAGGAAGGCCUCAUUAAGAAUUGGCCCUUAAUGUCUUCUAUUAUUGUUUACUCUAUUGUUGCACUGCAUGAUAUGGCUUACUCAGAG
Messenger RNA from Pistacia vera, 974 nucleotides. RefSeq names its product protein ZINC INDUCED FACILITATOR 1-like. The record is from RefSeq and is a predicted model, not a curated record. Gene Ontology annotation, biological process: regulation of stomatal closure; transmembrane transport. The annotation marks the transcript as partial. The transcript has 12 exons. Gene Ontology annotation, cellular component: plant-type vacuole membrane; plasma membrane. Gene Ontology annotation, molecular function: solute:potassium antiporter activity. Lineage: Eukaryota; Viridiplantae; Streptophyta; Magnoliopsida; Sapindales; Anacardiaceae.